AUGCUGCUCGCAAACAGCCCAAGUUUGCCCGAAAUUCAAUCCCCAGCGCAUGGCGUGAUUGCGCGACAGCCCCGGGCCGCGGCCUGCGGUUGCGCACCUGGGAUCAACCAAGUCUCGGCGUCGCAAUGCGCCUCGCUUGCCACUGUCCGCACGCGAGCCUCGUUCUCGCGAACAAGUUGCUGA
This is a messenger RNA of Chaetomium globosum CBS 148.51, 183 nucleotides long. RefSeq lists its product as uncharacterized. Lineage: Eukaryota; Fungi; Ascomycota; Sordariomycetes; Sordariales; Chaetomiaceae. The record is from RefSeq and is a predicted model, not a curated record. The coding region runs from base 1 to 183 and encodes 60 amino acids. The transcript is spliced from 2 exons.